This is a messenger RNA of Dibothriocephalus latus, 207 nucleotides long. NCBI's taxonomy places the organism in Eukaryota, Metazoa, Platyhelminthes, Cestoda, Diphyllobothriidea, Diphyllobothriidae. The record is from the annotation of a GenBank genome assembly.
GUCAAGUUCCAGGACAUGUCAUACUGGAAGUGUGAGUGGGUGUCAGAACUGCAGCUGGACGUAUUUCACCCAAUCAUGUUGCGCGUAUUCUUCAAGAAGUACGACAUGGAGGAACCUCCGCCGCCAGAGGAUGGAAGUACCUACCGCGCACACACACACCAGAGUUGGGCGACGGUCCGAAAACUAAAUAAGAAUGGUCCACAAUGA